AAAGAUUUCAUUUUUUUUUUCUGGGAGGCGGAUUUUUCAUAUUGGAGCUGAAAGAUUAUUUCAGAUUCUUUAUUUUGAUUUUUCUUCAUCUGGGGCACAUUGCAUUUCGAGGGUUGAAGCCUAGAACACGUCUUUGUGUGCAUACAUAGCUGUAGAAAAAAAGGGCUAUGUGUGUUAUUUUUCAGGUUGAUCCAAAUGAGAAGGGCUGAAAAAAUGGGUUUGGGUUAAUAAUGGUUAAUUUGAGAGAAAAUGGACACCAGAUUUGUGGCCCUCUUUGUUGCUUUUGUAUGUGUUUUUGCAGCAAAUAAUUCUGAAGGAAGGAAGAAAUUAGCACAGAGCUGUGUAGACGAUGGAGCUUCUUUGGAUGCCGAAGAAAUUAACAAAUACACGGCUGUACAAGCAACGGACCAUUGUAUAAACGAGCUGCAUGACAAUUCAGUAUCUCCUAAGAACCAAGAUUCGAAAUUACACCAAACGAAAACCUUCAUGAAUGAAGAAACUAUCAUCAACUGCAGUGGUACAGAAGAAAACUUUCUCAUGUCAAUUGACAAGCAAUCGUUUUUGUCUAGAAAUCUUUUUUCAAUUUCCGAGCGCAUUCCGAGAAGGUACCUUAGGCACAGGAACCGAAGGCAUCAUCGGUUUGUGGCAAAAGCUUCGGGCCCAGGCCCCACAUUUCAUACCCUCUCUCUCUCUCCCUCUCCCUCUCUAUCUCCUUCUCUCUCUCCCUCUCUCUCUCCCUCUCUCUCCCCCUCUCUCUCUCCUUCUCUCUCUCCUUCUCUCUCCCCCUCUCUCUCUCCUUCUCUCUCUCCUUCUCUCUCGCCCUCUCCUUCCCCUCAGGCGGACAUCAAUCAACCUUCAACAUUGCCGGAAAAUGUGUUGCCUAGCCAGAGGUCACGUGACAACAAUAAUGAUAAUGAUAAUAAUAAUCGGAAGUAUAUGUUUGCUGGCUUAAUAGUGGCGAUUUCGGUUUUGGGACUUAUAACCAUAGCUCUAUUGUUAUUCAUCUGCCUGAAGAGGAAGAGAAGAGUCGAGCCGAAGGAGGGGCAGAGAGAUGAGAAGCCUCUCCUCAACUUUACCAUCAGCAGUAUUUCGGCAGGUUCUUCCGGCAACAACUUGAGUAACCCGAGCAGCAAAAAUCUUGCUAAGGUCCCUCCGACCACCAGCGGCUUAUCGCCGGCCGCUAAUAAUCCCGAAGAAUCUCAUGCAGAAGGGGAAAACGUAUUAAACGCUUUGCCACUUCCUCCGGGAAGAAAACCACCGCCGGCUGCCCCACCCAGGCCACCGCCGCCACCUCCUCCGGCCAAACCGCCAGCUCCGGCAGCUCCACCGCCGCCUAAGAUUGGUCUCCGGCCAACACCCCCCAAUCCAUCCCCUCUUGGGCCCCACCACCACCGGCAAUCUUCCACAGCUGAGGCAAGCAAUGGCUCGGAUGAAUCUGAAGCUCCGAAAGCUAAGUUGAAGCCGUUUUUUUGGGAUAAGGUUCUUGCGAGCCCGAAUCACUCGAUGGUGUGGCACGAGAUUAAGGCUGGCUCGUUUCAGUUCAAUGAGGAGAUGAUGGAGAGUCUCUUUGGAUAUACACCUGCUGCUGAUAAAAACAAGAACGAGCACAAAAACGACUCGUCUUCAUUCAAUUCUCCUCAGUUUAUUCAGAUUAUUGACCCGAAAAAAUCGCAAAACUUGGCGAUCCUUCUAAAAGCAUUGAAUGUGACGACAGAAGAAGUCUGUGAUGCUCUCAAAGAAGGCAAUGAGCUCCCUUCAGAACUCGUCCAAACUUUGCUUAGAAUGGCACCAACAUCAGAUGAAGAAUUGAAACUUCGAUUAUACGGUGGAGAUAUCUCUCAACUGGGUCCAGCCGAGAGGUUCCUCAAGAUCAUGGUCGAUAUCCCGUUUGCCUUCAAACGCCUCGAAGCUUUGCUCUUCGUGGCGUGCAAGGAGCUCAGGAACAGCCGCCUGUUUCUGAAGCUUCUAGAAGCUGUUCUGAAAACGGGCAAUCGCAUGAACGACGGCACGUACCGCGGCGGAGCACAAGCGUUCAAGCUCGACACUCUCCUCAAGCUCUCGGACGUUAAGGGCACGGACGGUAAAACGACACUCCUCCACUUUGUAGUCCGAGAGAUUAUCCGCUCGGAGGGCAUUCGAGCCGCCCGUCGCCUCCAAGAAAGCCGAAGCUUGUCGAGCGUGAAAACCGAGGAUCUCUAUUUAGACAACCCUUCAAAUGAGUCGGAGGAUUACCACCGGGCCCUCGGGCUUCAAGUCGUGUCCGGGCUAAGCAGUGAGCUCAAGAAUGUGAAGAAAGCUGCACUUGUCGAUAACGAGAGCUUAAUCGAGACUGCACAUCGACUCGGGCUGGCCCUCGAGCAAACCAAGAUUUUUCUGGAGGCGGAGAUUAAAGGGGUUGAAGAAGAAGAUGGAGGGUUUCGAGAGGCGCUGACUGGAUUCGUGGGCCAGUGUGAGUCGGAUAUUAACUGGCUUAAAGACGAGGAACGUAGGAUCACGGCGCUGGUGCGCAGCACGGGGGAUUAUUUCCACGGGAGGGCCGGGAGGGAAGAGGGGUCCCACCUUUUUGUGAUCGUGCGCGAUUUUCUGCUGAUGCUGGACAAGGCUUGCUUGGAUGUGAAGAGCUCGUCGAGGAUGAAGGCAGAGCCAAGGAAGGAGACAGCAGCUGCCGAACCUGCCACGUCAGCGUCUGCUGUUUCGGAGUCACCAAUCGAGAGUCACCGGAGACUGUUCCCCGCGAUGAGGGAGCGCCAGCUGGACGAUGAUUUCAGUUCGGAUGACGAAAGUUGA
Molecule: messenger RNA, 2787 nt
Organism: Striga asiatica
Lineage: Eukaryota; Viridiplantae; Streptophyta; Magnoliopsida; Lamiales; Orobanchaceae
Source: the annotation of a GenBank genome assembly